Messenger RNA from Lactuca saligna, 429 nucleotides. The record is from the annotation of a GenBank genome assembly. Lineage: Eukaryota; Viridiplantae; Streptophyta; Magnoliopsida; Asterales; Asteraceae.
AUGCUUUAUCUGGAGGGCGAACGGGGUCAUAUAUCCAUAGCGAUAGCACUAUUGAGUAGGGGCAUAAACUUACCAACCACCACCUGCUGUCAAUGUAACUCAAUGGAAGAAGCAGCUGAUCACAUCCUAGUGCAAUGUGUUUUUGCUAAAACUGUCACAGAAUGGAUUUUCAAUUGGUGUAAUAUUCCAUUAAUAAGCUUCCAAACGGUGCACAACGUUCUCGUUUAUGCUUCCAAUUGGGGAACCUGUCCCAAGAAGAAGAAAAGGCUAAUGAGCAUUUAUUACGCGACCUUAUGGAGUAUAUGGAAGACAAGAAACGAACGAAUAUUUGCUAAUAAACGGUUAUGUGCUACAAAAGUAGCGGACAUUGUCAAAUCAACAACAUUUCUUUGGGUUAAACAUAGAGGUGGUAAAAAAGAUCUAAAUUGA